Molecule: messenger RNA, 694 nt
Organism: Trifolium pratense (red clover)
Lineage: Eukaryota; Viridiplantae; Streptophyta; Magnoliopsida; Fabales; Fabaceae
Product: dynein light chain 2, cytoplasmic
Exons: 3
Coding region: 113-508 (131 amino acids)
Biological process (GO): microtubule-based process
Cellular component (GO): dynein complex
Molecular function (GO): dynein light intermediate chain binding; dynein intermediate chain binding
Source: RefSeq, a predicted model, not a curated record
GAGAAAACGAGAAUCUCAUUCUUCUUUCUUUCUUCACACACCUCACACACAUACACAAACACAGUCAUCAUCCAUCUGAGAGAGAGAAUCAGAAUUAGGGAAAGAAAGAAAGAUGAGCGAAGAGGCGAAGAAGCACAACGUAGGAGGAGGAGGAGCAUCUCUAAUGGCGAAAUCCCUCUCCGAAGAUCGAAAGCCACUGAAUCCAUCUCCACUCUCUGCAUCUACUUCUCCUUUACCACCCGCACCCAAAAAAGUCAUAAUCAAGAGCGCUGAUAUGCUUCCUGACAUGCAGAAAGAAGCCGUUGAUAUCGCCGUCGUCGCAUUUGAGAGGAACAGCGUGGAGAAAGAUGUUGCAGAGACUAUAAAGAAAGAGUUUGACAAAAGGCAUGGUCCUACUUGGCAUUGCAUCGUCGGUCGCAAUUUCGGUUCAUAUGUGACUCAUGAAACAAACCACUUCGUUUAUUUCUAUUUGGAUCAGAAAGCUGUUUUACUUUUCAAGUCUGGCUAGCCUUAUUCUGAUGGAGACAAAAAAGUUGACAGCUACGAGAAUUGUCUUGUGAUUAUGCUGCUAUAUUAGCUCUUGUAUGUAUUAAAUCCACUGGCACAAACUCUUUACAAGACAUUCUUGUGCUUGUAUAUCUAAUUUCAUGCAAACUGGUUCUCAAGUUUGGAUAUGAAUUAAAUUGUUGAUCUU